Molecule: messenger RNA, 231 nt
Organism: Protopolystoma xenopodis
Lineage: Eukaryota; Metazoa; Platyhelminthes; Monogenea; Polystomatidea; Polystomatidae
Source: the annotation of a GenBank genome assembly
AUGCUGUCUUCUUUUGCCUCGCUUGCCAACCAGUCGCAGGUGAGUCGAGAAUGCGACUCGGCCAGACUCGAGAGUGCCGUGGAGACAGUCGAUAUGCCCAAAUCGGCUGAUCUCGCCUGCUUUGACGGGACCGGGAUUCGAGCUUACGCCGUCUCGAUCAGACGGCAAUUUAGGUCGAGGCCAUUACCGAAAUGGGCCUUCCAACUAGCCUCAGGUCAGCAGCUAUCAUAA